This is a messenger RNA of Bombyx mandarina (wild silkworm), 2403 nucleotides long. It is a transcript of the gene car, whose product is annotated as vacuolar protein sorting-associated protein 33A. Lineage: Eukaryota; Metazoa; Arthropoda; Insecta; Lepidoptera; Bombycidae. Gene Ontology annotation, biological process: vesicle-mediated transport. The record is from RefSeq and is a predicted model, not a curated record.
CAUGAUAAAAACAUAAAUUUGUAUCAAUGAUAAAGUUGUAUCUAUGAUAAAUUCAUUUAUGUGUUGAAAGAAAAACAGUCAACAAAUAACAAUUAUUAAAUACAUCUGUUAAAAAGGCUGCUUAACAAAAAUGAGAGAAACUAAAAUGAGCAGCCACCUUGCGGGUGGACGACUGAAUGUUGCUUUACUUCAAGAAACAAUGAGAACAGAAUUAUUAAAUUUAUUACAACAGUACAGUGGCCCUAAAGUAACAAUUUGGGAUGACUGGCUAGCUGGGCCUGUAGGCCUUGUUGCUCAGUACUCAUUCCUUAAAGACCAUGAAGUCAACAAUAUGUUUCUUCUGAAACCAGGAAGCCUACCCAAUAUAACCGUCAAACAUAUUAUAUUUAUUAGUAGACCCAAACUUUCAUUGAUGGAUUUGGUUGCUGAUUACAUUUUAUCAAUAAGGGCCAAGCAAACAGCUCCAGUAGAAUUUCACUUGUUCUUUGUGCCACGCAAAAGUGAACUGUGCAAAGUACAUCUCACCAAUAGAGGAGUGGUCAGUAACAUGACAAUUGAAGAGUUUAAGUGUGACAUCAUUCCAUUCGAAAGUGAUGUCAUGUCUUUAGAACUACAAAAUGACUUCCGAGAAAAUUACAUAGAAGGUGACACAAGUUGCAUAUACAAUGCUGCACAGGCACUAAGAACCAUCCAACAGUUUUAUGGAAUUGUGCCUCGUGUAUUCGGGAAAGGCCAAGCAGCUAAACAGGUUUGGGAUCUAUUGUGCAGAUUGAAUAAAGAGGAGCAAGGUUCCGGGAAUAAGGGUGCACCGACAUCAUGCAUCGAUCAGUUACUCUUAUUGGACCGAGCCGUUGACUUUACAAGUGUAAUGGCGACCCAACUCACCUAUGAGGGGCUUAUUGACGAAAUCUACCGCAUAAAGAGCGGUACGGCCACGUUUCCGGGACAAAAGUUCGUGGGUCCGGACGAUCCUAACCCAGAAGAGACAGCCCGUGAGAAGAAACACGUCAUACUCAACUCCAGCGAAGAACUGUUUGCAGAAAUACGCGACUCUGACUUUACCGAGAUAGGAGCAGCAUUAUCGAAAAAGGCUCGCAUAAUUAAAACACAACUAGAUGAGCGCCACAAAGACAAAUCCGUGCAAGAGAUCAAGCAUUUUGUUUCCCGCCUACCGCAGCUGCUGGCCAACAAGCAGUCCCUGGUCACUCACACCGCCAUCGCUGAGUACAUCAAAGAGAAAACUGACAGCUUCGAUUUUCACGACAAAAUACAAUGCGAAGAAGACUUUCUGAAUUGUAUCGACAGCGAAAAGAUUUGUCCGUAUAUUGAAGACCUGAUUGCACAGAAGGAACCUCUUACUAAGGUGCUGCGCUUGAUUUGCCUACAAUGCGCAACCGGGUCUGGCUUAAAGCCGAAAAUUCUGGAAUAUUACAAGAGGGAACUCGUGCAAACGUACGGUCUGAAGACCUGGCUAAGUAUCUGCAACUUGGAGAAGUGCGGUCUGCUCAAAACACAACAAGGAACCCGUCAGUAUACUGUACUGAGAAAGGCCUUACAUCUGACGACGGACGAUUCCGAUGCAAAUGACAAAGACAAAAGUUAUUUGUCGAGUAAAUAUACACCGUUAACAGUGAGACUGAGCGAACAUAUCGCCAAGAAUAAAGGAUGGAGCGGUAUCCAAGACGUAUUAGGCCUCCUGCCGGGCCCUACAGUGGACGAGCUACAAACCCUACAACCUCGUAUGACACGUCGCCAUUCCGGUUCUAGUGAGAAUUCAUCAUCAAUAGAAAACCCACGGGUCGUGCUCGUAUUCUUCAUUGGAGGCUGUACGUACCACGAGAUCUCAGUGCUCAGGACGAUCAGCCAGCAGGAAGAUUCGGUUGUGGAAUUUGUUAUCUUAACCACUAAAAUAAUCAAUGGAACCACAUUCAUAGAAUCUCUAAUGGAACUUGAUUGAGCUAGAAAUUGGUAUAUCCUUAACGUAGGAUAUAAUAAUAUAUUAAUGUACAUUCUGUCAUAUUAAAAAGAAAUAGACUGAAUCAUAUUUUUAUCCUCUGAAUGAAAUUAUGAAAUAAUGUCAUGAAUUUAUUUUUAUGACAUAAUAGUGUUCCAAAUAAAAACAAGCCCAAAUAGUAUAUAUGUCAAAUUAUAUCCCUUUUAUAUGUAAUUACGUCAAAAAAUAUAUGAAAUAAAUUAAUUGCAAAUGUAAAAUAAAUUUUCAAUACACAAAGCAUGAAACAAUAUUAACUGAUAAAUGUACGCAAUGUAUCAUAUAAUUUUCUGUAUUCUAUGUUAUUUCUUGCUUAAAAAGUUCCUGUAUUUACAAAUUUAGAAUACACCAAAAAUAUCAUUUUGGUAAAUAUUAUUAUUAUUAUUUAAAAUAUAGAUUCUUUUUUUAAUAUA